UCUAAAGAAUUGUUGGUAGUUGUCUUUGGGAUUGUUGCCGUAUAAGGACGAGAGUGGUUUUCGAGCGUGGGUGGACAGUUCAGAAAUUUGGGAGGAACGGUUUUACACGUGCUUGUGUAAAGUGUGGUUAAUUUAAGCGGAGCGCAUUUAUUUUUCCAUGAUGACUGCACAAACUGGCGCUGGCGAUUCCAGAAAGACCCAAGCGGGUGCUUAUAAAGAUAAGAGAAAACCAGCAGACGUUCGCGAGAGCAAUAUAAAUGCUGCCAAAGCUGUUGCUGAUGCUAUACGCACAAGCUUGGGGCCACGAGGCAUGGACAAAAUGAUACAAGCCAGCAAUGGUGAAGUUACUAUUACAAAUGAUGGGGCAACAAUUCUGAAGCAGAUGAACGUCACACAUCCAGCAGCAAAGUUGCUUGUCGAACUCUCAAAGGCACAAGACAUUGAGGCUGGAGAUGGAACAACAAGUGUCGUCGUCGUCGCUGGCAGCCUCUUGGAAGCAGCACAGAAGUUACUGGCACGUGGCAUUCACCCGACAGUAGUUUCAGAUGCAUUCCAGCGUGCUGCUGCCAAGUCUGUGGAGAUCCUUUCUGGCAUGUCACAGCCAGUAUCUCUGGCAGACAGGGACAGUCUCAUACGUUCAGCAGCAACUGCACUUAAUUCUAAGGUUGUAUCACAACAGUCCAGCUUACUGGCACCAAUAGCUGUAGAUGCAGUCCUCAAAGUGAUUGACCCUGCGCAAGACACCAAUGUUGACCUGAAGGACAUCCGCAUAAUCAAGAAACUUGGUGGAACAGUUGAAGAUUCUGAACUGGUGGAUGGUAUGGUUUUUACACAGAAGACAGUGAAUGUAAAUUGCCCAAAGCGUGUGGAGAAAGCCCGUAUUGGACUCAUUCAGUUCUGCAUAUCUCCCCCUAAGACAGAUAUGGACCACAAUGUCAUAGUAUCAGAUUACGCAGCAAUGGACCGUGUUCUGAAGGAAGAACGUGCCUACAUACUUAAUAUAGUAAAACAGAUCAAGAAAGCAGGCUGCAAUGUGUUGCUUGUUCAGAAAUCUAUACUUCGGGAUGCUAUAAGUGAUCUGGCAGUACAUUUCUUGGACAAAAUUAAAGUAAUGGUAAUAAAAGAUAUAGAACGUGAAGAUAUUGAGUUUGUGUCAAAGACACUUGGCCUGAGGCCGAUUGCUAGCUUGGAUCACUUUGUACCAGAGCACUUGGGAUCAGCAGAGUUGGUAGAGGAGGUUGCAGCUGGAGCAACAGGGAAAUUUGUGAAAGUUUCAGGCAUUCAUAAUGCGGGUCGUACAGUGACAGUGUUAGUGCGAGGAUCCAAUAAAUUAGUGCUUGAUGAAGCAGACAGGUCACUACAUGAUGCAUUGUGUGUUGUUCGCUGCCUAGUGAAAAAAAGGGCUCUUAUUGCUGGAGGUGGUGCACCGGAAAUAGAACUUGCUCUCCGUCUUGCGCAGUACUCACAAACUAUUACUGGUGUAGAUGCAUACUGUUUCAGGGCCUUUGCUGAUGCAUUGGAAGUGAUACCUUCUACUUUAGCAGAAAAUGCUGGACUGAAUCCAAUUGCAACAGUCACUGAAUUACGGAAUCGACAUGCUCAGGGGGAGAUGUACGCAGGCAUCAAUGUUCGAAAGGGAGCGAUAACAAACAUCCUGGAGGAAAAUGUUGUUCAACCUUUGCUGGUAUCAAUAAGCGCCAUUACACUAGCAUCUGAAACUGUCCGCAGCAUUCUCAAAAUAGAUGACAUAAUAAAUACAAUUCAUUGAUGGGCCAGUGCAUAACAUCUGACUUGUCCCUUCCCAGGAGGAAAAGUGUGAAGAAGAGAAUUUUUAAUGUUGCCUAAUAUGUUUUAUUUAAUUAUUUUUGUGCUAAAUUGUGCAACUAAAGGUUAACAUGCAUUUCGCUUUUUUUUUUUUUUUUUCCUUUCAAAUUUGUGUACUCAAAACUUAGUUGCACUUAUUCUGUGCUUAAAUAAAGCAUCUUGUUUACAACAGA
Schistocerca nitens (vagrant locust) is the source of this 1997-nucleotide messenger RNA. RefSeq names its product T-complex protein 1 subunit delta (gene CCT4). NCBI's taxonomy places the organism in Eukaryota, Metazoa, Arthropoda, Insecta, Orthoptera, Acrididae. Gene Ontology annotation, cellular component: chaperonin-containing T-complex. The record is from RefSeq and is a predicted model, not a curated record. Bases 158 to 1768 code for a protein of 536 amino acids. Gene Ontology annotation, biological process: protein folding. The transcript is spliced from 13 exons. Gene Ontology annotation, molecular function: ATP binding; ATP-dependent protein folding chaperone; ATP hydrolysis activity.